AUGACAGUGUCUCUCAAUACUGAACAGCAAGUAAUCCACCAGUUCAUUGUUGAAUGGUGCAUAGAAAUGUCAAUGACUUAUAAAACAGCGAUACGUCCAAAGCCAUUCCAUGUCUUCAUUUCUGGAGGAGCAGGCACUGGCAAGUCGCAUUUAAUUAGAACCAUAGUGCAGACAGCAAACAAAUUGUUGGGUGUAGGGCAAGGAGAAGAUGACAUUGUUGUUAUGGUCUGUGCUUUCACUGGUGUGGCUGCUUUCAACAUAGAAGGCCACACUUUACAUUCUGCAUUCAGUUUACCAGUUAAUCAGUCCAAGCGUGAUGACUAUAUCAGACUUUCAGGAGAACAGUUGUCUAGUAUGCGAGAAAAACUAGGAAAUCUUUGCCUUUUGAUAAUUGAUGAGAUUUCCAUGGUUGGAGCUGAUCACCUGUAUACUGUUCACAGACGUCUGUCAGAGAUUAUGACAUCUGAUGAGCCUUUUGGUGGGGUAUCAGUUUUAGCUGUAGGUGACCUCUCCCAGCUGCCACCAGUCGCCCAAAGACCAGUUUUUGACACAGUUUCUGAUUCUAUUGCAUCAAUGUAUGGUUCAUUGUGGAAGAAAAAUUUUAGAGUACUGGAACUUCAUCAAAUAAUGCGGCAGAAAGAUGACGUUGAAUUCGCUGAGGCUCUUAACAGAAUAAGAUCAUCUAAGCAUACUGACAAUGAUAUACAGCUCAUUAAAAACAGAGAAACUGAUGUUUCCUCACCAACAUAUCCUAAACAAGCACUGCAUAUAUUUGCUUUCAAUAAAGAUGUUGAUGAACAUAAUCGAAUGUUAGAGAGCAUAGACUCACCAGUAAUUAAAGUGUCAGCUAUUGACUCCAAGACAGAUCAACAAACUGGUCAUAUUGAAAACAUUACAUUCGAUGAAAAGAAGAAACCAGGUGGAAUGUUGCAACAACUGAAAAUAGCUAAAGGGGCAAGAGUUAUGAUGACCACAAAUGUAGAUACUUGUGAUGGAUUAACCAACUCUGCCACAGGAACAGUGACUGGUUUUCUACCUCAGCAUCCAGAUCCAUCUGACCCUCAGUUUAAUGAUUACAGACCUAAAUAUGUCUUAGUCCACUUUGAUGAACAUCGAGUUGGUGAAAAGCUAAGAUCCAAACUUCAGCGAAUUGUUCCUGAUGAGAUAUCCACACCUAUUUCAGUUCAUGAGGUAACUGUAAAACAUAGAAAAGUAAGCGCAAAAAGGACACAAUUUCCUCUAACCCUUGCAUGGGGUGUUACCACUCAUAAAGCCCAGGGUAGAACUGUUGAUAAUCUAGUGAUAUCAAUGAAAGGAACAUUCAAAGCUGGCCAAAUGUAUACUGCAUUAAGCAGGGUAAAAACUAAAGAAGGUCUUUACAUUCUAGGUGAAUUUCAAUCAUCAAAGAUCACCUCUGACCCCAGGACAGUCAAAGAAAUGGAGAGAAUUCGAAAGGAUAACAAGUUUAAACUGAGUAUUCCAUGUUCUGUUACAGCACCAUCAGAUAGUUUCUUUAAAAUCAGUGUACUUAACAUUAAUUCACUCUGUUCUCACCUCCAGUGCCUUUCAGUGGACCAGUACAUCAGCACCAGUGACAUUGUAGCAUUGUCUGAAACCUGGCUUCACUGA
Molecule: messenger RNA, 1629 nt
Organism: Saccostrea echinata
Lineage: Eukaryota; Metazoa; Mollusca; Bivalvia; Ostreida; Ostreidae
Exons: 1
Coding region: 1-1629 (542 amino acids)
Biological process (GO): telomere maintenance; DNA repair
Molecular function (GO): DNA helicase activity; ATP hydrolysis activity
Source: RefSeq, a predicted model, not a curated record